AUGACAGCAGACCCAAAUACAGAAGACUCAGCAUUAAACCGUGGUAUUGUCGUAUUUUCCGGUGGAAGUGCAGCCAACAGCCUGGUAGACGCUUUCAAUACAGUGAGGGCCAAUAAACAGUGUCUUCUCAACUAUGUUAUCCCCAUAUCCGACAACGGCGGCUCAACAUCAGAAUUGAUACGAAUUUUUGGCGGUCCCGGAAUUGGAGAUGUUAGAAGUAGAUUGGUACGGCUGAUACCGGAUUCAGCACCGGACUCAGAACGAGCUGCAGUAAAAGCUCUUUUCAACCAUAGGCUGGAUGCCGAUGCCACUGCAGCUAGAGAAAAUUGGCAGUCCAUUGUGGAUGGUACUUCACCCUUAUGGUCAGCCAUUACACCGGCUAAGAAGGAGCUGAUUCGAUCGUUUUUCAAUUACCUCAAUCUUGAGAUUCUGAAAAGAGCACGUCCACCUACUUCUACUUUCGACUUUAGUUCUGCAAGUGUCGGAAACCUCUUCCUGACAGGUGCGCGCCUUUUCACUGGUAGCUUCGAGAGCGCCAUUCAUCUUUUGGGUAGUAUAGGCGGAGUUUCAUCGGACCUGGUCCGCGUUAUUCCCGCCAUCAACUCCAACUUUUCACACCACAUCUCCGCAUCUCUUGAAGAUGGAUCUGUAAUUGUCGGGCAAAACAGCAUUUCACACCCAAGCAAUGCCCCCGGAUCACCUAAACUAAGUAGGAGAAGGGCUAGCCUGCUCUUAGCGGACGGAGACGCCAACGAUUCUGAUUACCUUGACAUGGACGAUGCGACUUCAUAUCAAGACGAUCAUAUACCUGGCUCAUUACCUAGCCUGCGACAUAAGAAUAUCACAUUCAAUAAAGCCGAUACGGAGGAACUCCCUUCUCGUAUUUCGCGUAUCUGGUACAUCAACCCGUAUGGCCAGGAGAUUCGACCACCGGCUAAUCCGCGAGUACUGGAGGCCAUAAAUGACAGCCAAGCGAUCAUAUACAGCAUUGGUUCGUUAUAUACAUCUAUUAUACCAUCACUUAUUUUGAGAGGGGUCGGAAAAGCAAUUGCCAUGAGUCCAGCGCGCCACAAGAUUCUAAUUCUGAAUGGUUCGCUGGAUCGAGAAACGGGACCAGCGACAAAGCCGUUUACGGCGGUGGAUUUUGUGGAAGCUAUUGUCAAAGCUGGAGAGGAAAGUCGCGGGAGAGGAGGAGCUGUUGCGAAUAUAGGACGAGACGGCGGUAGGCCUCGGAGUAUGGAUGCAGUCAUGAGCAGUCUGCCUAGUUCAUCUAUCGCUACGAAUCUACUCAUUACACCGGAAUCAACUCUGCCAAGCAUUAUUGAGCCAUCAUCCUCAUCACUAGAAGGCAAGAAACCGCUUCCAUACACAUCAUACGUCACGCACAUUCUGCACCUGGAGGGUCCAGGAACACCAACAGUAGAUCGCGAACGGCUUUCUGCUAUGGGUAUCGAGACGCUGCGAUUAUAUGGGCGGAAGGUAUUUUCGAAUGAUGGGGCCGUCUUGGGAAUGCGAUAUGAUUCUACUGCUCUUGUUCAGGCGUUGGAGGUAGUGUUGGGGAAGAAGGGGGAUGCAAUGGUUCGGGGGAAGUUGGGUGGUGGUGUUAGUAGACGGAAUACUUUGGAAGGAGGUUUUAAGGAACGAUAG
Molecule: messenger RNA, 1647 nt
Organism: Talaromyces marneffei
Lineage: Eukaryota; Fungi; Ascomycota; Eurotiomycetes; Eurotiales; Trichocomaceae
Exons: 2
Coding region: 1-1647 (548 amino acids)
Molecular function (GO): LPPG:FO 2-phospho-L-lactate transferase activity
Source: RefSeq, a predicted model, not a curated record